UUUCAUCUGAAGAAGAAGAGAUCAGUAAUGGAGGAUGAACUGGAAGGUCUGCGAGCUAAUUUUCCUCUUUCGUUUGGUAAGACAUCGAAGGUUUCGGCGCCAAUCGAAUCCAUCCACAGCGCAACUCGCCGCACGGAUGCAGGCGCAGACGCUGGAGUUUCCUCGGAUUUCGCCACGAAGAAACCUGAUUCCGGAUUCCCGUCUCUGACUUCUUCCUCUGAGACCUGGCUCCGAACUGCUCGCGGUCCGAAUCGUAACCCUAAUAGCUCCAGCCUAAAAGAUGACGUAGCCAUGGGACCACCACCGCCUCCGUCUAAACCGACGCGAGAGGAAGAGGAGGAGGAUGACGGAGUCAUGAUGGGACCACCACCGCCGCCAGCAAAGGGACCCGGGAACGGUAAUGAUUCUGAUGACGAGGAAGAAAUGAUCGGUCCUCCGCCGCCGCCUCCGGCUGUUGUAGAUUCCGAUGAAGAUUCCGAUGAAGACGAUGUUUAUGACGACGAGGAGAAUCGGUACAAGAUCCCAUUGAGCAACGAGAUUCAGCUCAAGGGGCACACCAAGAUUGUUUCAUCUCUGGCUGUUGAUAGUGCCGGAGCUAGGGUUCUCUCGGGAAGCUACGACUACACUGUGCGUAUGUACGAUUUCCAAGGGAUGAAUUCGAGGCUUCAGUCUUUUAGGCAGAUCGAACCAUCUGAAGGCCACCAAGUUCGCAGCUUGAGCUGGAGCCCCACUUCUGGUCAGUUUCUCUGCGUUACUGGCUCUGCACAAGCUAAGAUUUACGAUCGUGAUGGUCUUACCCUUGGUGAGUUCAUGAAAGGGGAUAUGUACAUCCGUGAUCUGAAGAACACCAAGGGACAUAUCUGCGGGUUGACUUACGGGGAAUGGCAUCCGAGGACCAAGGAAACGAUUCUGACUUCUUCCGAAGACGGGUCUUUGCGUAUAUGGGAUGUCAACAACUUCCUAAGCCAAACGCAGGUUAUUAAGCCGAAGCUUGCUAGACCAGGGAGGAUUCCAGUCACAACAUGUGCUUGGGAUCGUGAAGGAAAGCGUAUCGCUGGUGGCAUUGGAGAUGGCUCUAUACAGAUUUGGAGUCUCAAGCCGGGAUGGGGAAGCCGACCCGAUGUAUACGUUGGGAAAGCCCACACCGAUGAUAUAACCUCUGUCAAGUUCUCUAGCGAUGGGAGAAUUCUGCUGUCAAGAAGUUUUGAUGGUUCUCUGAAGGUGUGGGACUUGCGGCAGAUGAAAGAAGCUCUGAAGUCUUUCGAGGGCCUGCCUAAUAAUUACCCCCAAACAAACGUGGCCUUUAGUCCAGACGAGCAAAUCAUCCUGACCGGAACAUCCGUUGAGAAAGACAGUACAACAGGAGGAUUGCUCUGCUUUUACGACCGCACCAAGCUCGAGAUCGUUCAAAAAGUCGGAAUAUCUCCAACUUGCAGCGUGGUGCAGUGCGCUUGGCACCCGAGGUUGAAUCAGAUAUUUGCAACAUCAGGCGACAAGAGCCAAGGAGGAACUCACAUUCUCUACGAUCCAACUCAGAGCGAGAGAGGCGCAUGCGUCUGUGUUGCACGUGCGCCGAGGAAGCAAUCUGUAGACGACUACCAACCAGAACCAGUGAUACACAAUCCUCAUGCACUGCCACUGUUCAGAGACCCACCAAGCCGUAAACGACAGAGAGAGAAAACAUUGAAGGAUCCUGCUAAAGCCCAUAAGCCUGAGCUCCCCAUGACUGGUCCUGGUCAUGGUGGAAGAGUCGGAACCACUGGCAGUAGCUUAUUAACUCAGUAUCUUCUCAAGCAAGGUGGGAUGAUAAAAGAGACCUGGAUGGAGGAAGAUCCAAGAGAAGCGAUAUUGAAAUACGCAGAAGUUGCUGUCAAAGAUCCUAAGUUUAUUGCACCUGCUUACUCUCAGACCCAGCCCAAGACCAUCUUUGCUAAAUCCGACGAUGAAGAAGAAGAAGGUGACGUCAAAAAAUAA
Thlaspi arvense is the source of this 1974-nucleotide messenger RNA. NCBI's taxonomy places the organism in Eukaryota, Viridiplantae, Streptophyta, Magnoliopsida, Brassicales, Brassicaceae. The record is from the annotation of a GenBank genome assembly.